UCAGUGCUCUGGUCCUGCCCUCCUGCUGCCAAACUAUAAGACUAAAGGUCUCCUGGAGUCAGUCGACUCUGACAGGAUGUGCUCCGCAUGCUGCCCAGCUGCCACUCCACAGACACUGAAGGUGUUCUGUGUUUGGGUGUGUAUGUUCUACUCCACCAUGUGUCUGGCAGCCUGGCCGCUGUCCUCAGAGGCAGCCAAACUCCGCUGUGGUUCUGAUCUCCUUAGUGACCUCAUAUUUGUGUGUGGGGAUCGUGGAAUCUAUUUAGGUAAAGGUACGUGGUCUGGUUACGGCACUCGGCCCAGAGGGAAGGGUAUUGUUGACCAGUGCUGUCGGCCAGCUGGCUGUGAACUUCAGCAUCUGGAGAUGUACUGUGCCAAACCAAAGAGCCAGCAGCACACCACAGCUUACCCAGCCACAACCACAGCACUGCCUACCACUACACUGGCAGACACGGUGGUUCGGGGGUCACAGGGUGGGAUCAGAAAGAUCAAGCGCAGCAGUUCCAAGCAGUAUUUCAAAAAAGACUUUCUGAACACCUGGGGCCCCCCAACGGACCAAAGAGGGAAGCUUACAGAAGGAGAACACAGCCUUCUCUCAGACGGAAAAACAAAGUUUCAUCAUCCCGCAGGAGAGUUAAAACAAGAAGCACCACCAACAGGCCUCCCUUAACCUCUAGGCGUCCCCUUCAUAGAAUGACGACAUUUGAAUCAUGACCCUUAACCUCAUGAAAAACUAAAUAUUUAUAGUUACUAGAUUGGACCCAGCAAGUUUGAAAGACUGAUGCUGACUGUUGUAAUAAGAUAAAAAUUCUCUACUAAGUAGGGUUCACAGUGGUCAAAAUCAGAGAGAGGGAGGGGACCACAGGGUUACCAGGUAACAAAACAUACCCAUACUGGAAGUCUUCAGUGCCAGCAAAAAAUAGACAGUUGAAGUCCUGACACCAUCUCUGGGCUACCUGCUAUUUUGCUAGCCUUUUGCUAGCCUUUGUGGAAUUUUCUUUCUCUUUCAUCUGUUGUGGCGCAAAAUGUCAUUGUAUGUAUUAUACACUCUUUUCUAAUGUUACUGUCUAGUGUUUUCAGCUUGUGUGCAGUACUGUAACAGACAUGUCUGGACUAGGGAGCUUGACAAAUUCAUCCUGAUAGCUCUCUACAUGGCUGGACAUGUUCUCAUCCCAAGUCGUGAUAUAUUGCAGCUUUGUCACUGGCCUUUCACGCCUACGUAUUACGCCUUAGAGGUUCUCUUGCUUCUGCUGUUGACUUUCCCAGGCAUUGCAACCAAUGCUGGGAUGUCAACAAAAGAAUGUGGUCAGGUUUAAAAAAAAAAAAAACAUCAUGGUUUGGCUCUACAUUGAUACAGGAAAAAUAUAUCGGGUUCCCCGGGAAAGUCUAGGGUUUGUUGGACCAUGAAGGCUGCUCAAUGUUAAACAAACAAAUGGAGUGUGCCACAUGAUGCACUAUUUAUUUUUAAAGAAAUUUCCUCGUUUCAAGUGUGAUUGUGUAGGAGAUUUUCUUCCUUCUCCUUCAGAACCCAGUAGUGUCGCUUUUACUUUGGCUCUUUAUUCAGCCCAGUCACCAGAAGAAAAUAUUGGCAUUGUUCAUUUCUGCAAACCAUAAAUAUGUUACAAAUGUAUGUUUUAUAUGUAUCAUAUCAAUGUUUCUACAGGGACGUAGUAUAUGAGCUGAAUUUGUCAUCAGGAGGUGAAAGGGUUGUUGGAUGGUGUCACGAGGCGAGACGUCUAUAAAGUGUAGACCACUGUUCAAGACCAAUAAAACCAGUUGUUAUUUAGCGAGUCAUUUUAGGCAUGAACAGCAGCUGUUUUUCACCCAGACAAAUAAUGGGGAUUGUGCCCCCCAAAAUAGGUAUUUUAAUCCAAAACAUAAUCUCUUCCUAGUCAUAACCAAAUGGUUUUUGUGCCAAAAUCUAACCACAAGUUAACCACUGCAUUAUUGAAAUGUUAAGUUUUGACGCAUCUACUACAUCAGUGGUUCCCAACUGGUGGGUCGCAGUCCAAAAGUGGAUCAUGGUUCCAUUCUGAAUGGGCUGCAAGUAACUUGAGAUGUGUCAACUUACUAAAAAAAACAGUUUUUUUAACAGUGAAUUGAACAGUCAAUUUCCAGCACAGAGCUUUUAUUUUGAAGUGCCGUUUUCUGCUGUAGAGUGACUGAAUAACUAAUCUAUUCUAUAGAUAACUAUCUAUUAAACUUAUGACUAAGGAGCAAUCUGGACCCUAGUGGUGGACAAUACCGCAAAAUUUGCUUUCAAUCCAAUACCAAGUGAAACAGGGCCAGAAUUGCCGAUAUCAAUACCAAUACAAUACUUUUUAUUAUUUAAAAUGGCAGAUUUUUCUUCUGAAGGGAAAAGCAGUGUAUCUUGAUGUAUGGGGUGAAUAAUCAAUCUAUUUAAGUAACAGCUAAUGAUGACCAAUUACAGUUGAAAGUGUAAAAUGAACCAAUACUGAAGAUCUGAUUUGACUAAAAUAUUAUUUUCACUAAGCUGCUAUAUACCUGUAUGAGCUUCUCUGAACAGACUCUGCUAGUGAACUCUGUCUCUGUAUCGGGGGUCUGAAUGUUGAGGUGUUUUCCACUCCCUCCCUUCUUUUGGGUUGCAGCUCUGAGUUCUCUUUCCCCUGUUUUUACCUCUGUCAUUAAGCCAUGACUGCUACUGGUGUCGGAUUACACUAGUCAUGCUCGGACACACCUUCCUUAUCAAAUGUUCAUCCAUGGAAGCACAGAUGCACACGCAGUUUUAUUCCUAGUACAACUGAGGGUCCGUAUCAGUCCUCAGCAAUAAAUGGAACAGCUGGGGAGGUGAGCUUACCAUCCUCCUACUGCCAACAUUGGGUGAAAUUGAAACUGAAAAGAUGCUGCAGGGUCUGUAGUAAGUUGAUUGAGUGUGGACAACAAAAAAGCAGUAGAGAAGCAAAGAGUGCAUGCACUAAAUGUGUUCAUGACAACAGAACAUUGUUUCACAGACAAUAACAGAAAUACAAAUAUUUACAACAUAGAAGAGAGAAACUGAUCCCUUUUUGGUAACGAUUUUAUUGGUGCUAGGAUCAAUCUUCAAAAUGAAAACAUAGAAUCGAGGGUAUCAAUAUUUUGGUAUGGAUCCGCCCAACCCCACUUGACCCUGUGGCUGGAGCAGUUCAGAACCACUGCCCUACAUGAUAACGUGUGAAUGUCACAUAUCUGUGGUUUUGUAGAAACGUAGUAUGCCACGUUUUUUUCCUGGCCAUUGGGUUGCUCUAUUAGUCCUUUUCCACUGCAGCAGCUGAAGCUUCCAAUAACCUGAACUGUUAAAACCCUAGUGUUUCCACUGUAAUUAAACCUGUAAUUGUUGUUUUGGAUUCUUGUUUUAUCACCUUUACAGUUAUUAUGAUAAAUGUGUUAGCAAAUAGUGACACACAUUCAUGCUGAGCAGGUAGUGUACAGUGGGGUGUUUAUGUGUAAUGUUACAUUCCUGCAAUGGAAAAGAGUUUUGUUGCAUCAGUUGAUAAUGUGUCUACUUAGAUGUGCUAUUUGAAGAGUGCGCAGAUUAAUCAUGACACUGAGAUGUUAGCUUGUUAGUUAUGGUAGCUAACAAUGCUUUCUGGUUUGUCUUUUUUAAAACACACUAAUUAUCAUAAGUGAUUUAUAACAUAUAUGUGACACACCAAACUCUGUGUCGUGUGGAAUAUAGUGCACAGCAUCUGUUCACAUGUAUUGUAACACUGUUUUAUAGCACUUUUGACUGAAUUACAGUAUGUAGCUUUACUGGGUGUUUGGGGUGCAGACAUUAUAAUGUACCAGGGAAGUUUGUGGUCUGACUGAAUGGGUCUGAUAGAACUUGUGCUGAGUUUUCUUUUUUCUUUUUCUAAGAUCAUGUUUAUUAUUUUGUGUUUUAUGUAGAAGACUUUUAAUGCAUUCAUUAUUUAUUUCACUUUGACAAAAUAAGACUAUGAUAAAUAUUAAAACUUUACAAUUCUUUGUGAUUUAUAACUUAUUUAUAGCCCAUCCCUCAUGGGAUUAUUCAGACACAUUUUAAACAAAACACUUUCCAGUGCCAUCAC
Epinephelus fuscoguttatus (brown-marbled grouper) is the source of this 4046-nucleotide messenger RNA. It is a transcript of the gene igf3, whose product is annotated as insulin-like growth factor 3. Gene Ontology annotation, cellular component: extracellular region. Bases 77 to 670 code for a protein of 197 amino acids. Lineage: Eukaryota; Metazoa; Chordata; Actinopteri; Perciformes; Serranidae. The transcript has 5 exons. Gene Ontology annotation, molecular function: hormone activity. The record is from RefSeq and is a predicted model, not a curated record.